Brettanomyces nanus is the source of this 516-nucleotide messenger RNA. RefSeq lists its product as uncharacterized. Gene Ontology annotation, cellular component: plasma membrane; eisosome. Gene Ontology annotation, biological process: protein localization to plasma membrane; eisosome assembly. The transcript has a single exon. Lineage: Eukaryota; Fungi; Ascomycota; Pichiomycetes; Pichiales; Pichiaceae. The record is from RefSeq and is a predicted model, not a curated record. Bases 1 to 516 code for a protein of 171 amino acids.
AUGAUUUCGUACGGAGACUUAUCAUUGAGAGCUGUUAACUUUAUUUUCCUGAUUAUCGUUCUAGGAUUGAGUGGUUCUUUGGCUGCUACUACAGUGUAUCAGUCCAACCCCCAGGUCAACUUCUGUGUGUUUGCUGCUGCUUGGGCCCUUUUGACAUCUACAAUUUAUGGUGCUCUUGCAUACUUCAUUUCAUUCUUGGCUUCUCCUCUUUUCCUUGUCAUAUUUGAUUUUUUGAACUUUGUCUUCACCUUUGCUGCUGCCACUGCUUUGGCCGUUGCAAUUAGAGUUCAUUCUUGCUCUAACAGCACCUACUUGGAUAACAACAAUGUUGCUCAAGGUUCUUCAGAUAGAUGCAGAAAGUCCCAGGCUACAGUUGCAUUCUUGUACUUUUCGUUCUUUGUGUUUUUGUUCUCGCUAGUCAUGCAGUUCCUUAACCUUGGAAAGAAUGGUAUCUUUGGUUCUUCCUACUCUGGAAAAUCAGCAAGAACUGGUGUUCCAACCAUGGCUCAGGUUUAG